Messenger RNA from Limanda limanda (common dab), 1943 nucleotides. RefSeq names its product hyaluronan-binding protein 2-like. The record is from RefSeq and is a predicted model, not a curated record. Gene Ontology annotation, biological process: proteolysis. Gene Ontology annotation, molecular function: serine-type endopeptidase activity. NCBI's taxonomy places the organism in Eukaryota, Metazoa, Chordata, Actinopteri, Pleuronectiformes, Pleuronectidae. The transcript is spliced from 11 exons. The coding region runs from base 1 to 1392 and encodes 463 amino acids.
AUGCUGGCUGCAGGGGUCUUUCUCUUGAUCCUCUGUGUUCUCCCAGUCCACGGAGAUGACCCGAAGAACGACUGGCUGUACAGGCUCCUGGAUGAGUCCAUGAGAAACAUCUGUGCCAAUGUGACCUGUGGUCAUGGUGACUGCAUCAUCAACCUCAAAACAGCGCCGUUUUUCGAGUGCAGCUGCAAUCCCCCAUACCAAGGCCCCAACUGCAACACAUUGCCAGCAUCUCCCUGUGAGCCCAACCCCUGCCAGAACGGAGGCGUCUGCAGCCAAGCGGGACUACGCUACCACUGCACCUGUCCUGAAGGAUUCACUGGGAGGUUCUGCAGAACUGGACUGUUACUCUGGGAAUGGAGAGACGUACAAGGUACCGUCAGUACCACGGAGGACGGGGAGGAGUGUCUGGACUGGUUUUCCAAUUUCAUCCUGCAGACCAUAGGGGCUCCUUUAAGCAAAUACCCAGAGUUCAAAGACCUGGAACGCAACAACCAUUGCAGGAACCCGGACGGAGAUGACAAGCCUUGGUGUUUUAUCAAAAAGAAUGAUAAACUGCAGUGGGAAUACUGCAAUGUCAAGACUUGCCCUGAAGGUACAGUCACUCCACCAAUCGGACGAGACGCCUCCCCCCAGUUCUCCCAGUGUGGAAUACCUGGUGUAAUCAGCAAGAUUAUUUUGGGCCAUGAGGUUCUGCCCGGAUACAUCCCCUGGCAGGUGUCUGUGCAGGACAUAAAACCGGGUGACACCAGUUUUACUCACAAUUGUGGUGGGAUCCUUAUCGGGUCCUGCUGGGUCCUCACCGCCGCCCACUGUAUUAAAGACGUUGAAUACCAGGUGGUGUUGGGAGGAGUGAACAAAGACAGAGCUGAGGAGGAGGAUCAGAUCAUCCCGGUCAUACAAACUAUUAAACAUGAAGACUACAGAGGAACGGAGGAUGCACUAUACAAUGACAUUGCUCUGCUUCAACUCAAAGCCAUGGACGGUCCCCACUGUGCCAAGGAAACAAAGUUUGUGAGGACCGCGUGCUUACCAGAUCGGAGGUUCCCAGCUGGACACGAGUGUAUCAUCUCAGGAUGGGGAAGAACCGAAACCAGGAUGUCCAGCGCAAAGCUGUUGCACGCUCGCGUUUUGCUGAUAUCUGACAAGGUAUGCAGCACACCUGAAGUCUAUGGAGAUUUCCUGGGCGACAACAUGAUGUGUGCAGGGACUCUGAAGGGAGGCGUAGACUCCUGUAAGGGUGACUCAGGCGGCCCGAUGACCUGUCGGCAGAAUAGCACAAACUACGUCUCUGGUGUGGUGAGCUGGGGCGACGGCUGCGGUCGGGAGAACAAGCCUGGUGUCUACACCAACGUGAACAAGUUCGUCGACUGGAUCAAAAGCAAGAUCGACUGAGCUGAGAAACCGGACAAAUCUGUCGUAGUUUAGGAAGAAAAUUAGACGAAACGUUAGUUUGGCUUGAAAAAAAACACAGAAAAAACUUUUUAAUUCAUCAGCGAUAAAACCAAGCAUUUACUCUGAGUCCAGCUUUGAGUCAAAAGUCACCGUUAUAAACUCACAAAGCGGAACCUGCCAGACAGAAUAGAGAUCACACAUCAUUUCAGUAGGACUGUACUUCUCUCUCUCUACGUACACCAGAUGAUCAAACCUUGUGAGAAACUGCGUGGCUGCAACAAGGCUGCGUCUGUGCCUUGUCUAUUUGAACUUACAGCAUUCGUUUUUUCCUAGUGAUGUAGAACAUCUUACAGCAAUCUCCGGUCCAGCUUCUUUACCUCUUCUAAACUUUCUCAAUAAAAGCAACUGAAAACUUUCCGUCAAACAUUUAACACAGUAUCACCUCUGCUUUACAACAAUCUGUAUUCUUCACCUGUAAACUGUCUGUGGAGGCACUUCCAUGAUCACAUGUCACCUGCUGCCUUAAAUGAAAAUAAAGGUGUUUUUUCAUA